This is a messenger RNA of Chenopodium quinoa (quinoa), 711 nucleotides long. RefSeq lists its product as uncharacterized. NCBI's taxonomy places the organism in Eukaryota, Viridiplantae, Streptophyta, Magnoliopsida, Caryophyllales, Amaranthaceae. The coding region runs from base 1 to 711 and encodes 236 amino acids. The record is from RefSeq and is a predicted model, not a curated record. The transcript has a single exon.
AUGUUUAGGAAAGCUUUGACUGAUUACUUUGUUGGGAGUGGUAGGAACAUAAAGUUCUACAAAAAUGAUCCUAACAGGGUAGGAUCUAAGUGUAGGCAGCAUGAUAAAGGGUGCCCUUGGAAAAUAUGGGCUUCAUGGGAUAGUCAUAAAAGAAAUUUUGUUGUGAAGGCUUACAUAGGAGAGCAUAACUGUGGCAAGGUAGCAAAAGUUACAUUGAUGAGCUCUACAUGGAUUUCUAGUAAUUAUGCAAAUUGGUUUAGAGUUAACCCUUACAUCAAGUUACAAGAUAUAAGGGAGUCUAUUUGGCUUGAUAAAGAAAUAAGGGUAAGCAAGUUCAUGGCUUAUAGGGCAAGGAAGAAGGGUCAGGCUUUGAUUGUUGGAGAGUACGAGGAACAAUACUCUUUGCUUCCUAGGUAUGCUGCUGAAAUUUUGAGGAGUAACAGGGGAAAUACUGUGAAGUUGCAGAUGAGUGGUAAUGUGUUUGAGAGACUUUAUUUGUGUUUUGAGGCACUGAAAAGGGGGUUUAAAGCUGGUUGUAGGCCCUUUAUCUCCCUUGAUGGCUGCUUUCUAAAAGGACCUUUUAGGGGCCGAUUGCUUUUUGCCGUAGGGAGAGAUGGAAACAACCAGAUGUUUCCUUUGGCCUGGGCUGUUGUUGAAGUAGAGAGUACUAACACUUGGACAUGGUUCUUGUCUCUUCUUGGUGAUGAUUGA